This is a messenger RNA of Danio aesculapii, 1205 nucleotides long. RefSeq names its product relaxin family peptide receptor 3.3a3 (gene rxfp3.3a3). The record is from RefSeq and is a predicted model, not a curated record. Gene Ontology annotation, biological process: immune response; G protein-coupled receptor signaling pathway. NCBI's taxonomy places the organism in Eukaryota, Metazoa, Chordata, Actinopteri, Cypriniformes, Danionidae. Gene Ontology annotation, cellular component: membrane. The transcript has a single exon. Gene Ontology annotation, molecular function: G protein-coupled receptor activity. Bases 67 to 1110 code for a protein of 347 amino acids.
CACAACACAGGUUUUGCGCAGCGCGCGCUCGGGUCGCAAAAGGAACGCGCUUUUGAACGCUUAACCAUGGGUGACCCUUUCAUCAACAGCAGCAGGACAUUCAAUCGAACCUUGCAAAGUCAAGUCACAUUUGGAAAUCUGGAGGACAUCGACGUGACCGCGGACAGGAGCCCAGUCUUGAGGAUCAUGAUCUCCGUUGUGUACAUCCUCGUGUGCGCAAUAGGCUUAAUUGGGAACUCGCUGGUGCUCCUCAUCAUGAGAGUGAAACACUGCAGGCAGAGCACCACCAUUAAUACUUUUGUUCUUAACUUAGCCGUCACAGACAUUCAAUUCGUCCUGACACUGCCUUUUUGGGCUGUGGACACCGCGCUGGAUUUCAGCUGGCCGUUUGGAGACGCCAUGUGCAAGAUCAUACUGUCCGUGACCGUGAUGAACAUGUACGCCAGCGUCUUUUUCCUCACCGCAAUGGGCAUCACUCGAUAUUUAUCCGUGGCUUCGGCCAGCAAAAACAGGAUCCGACCACCAGCAUCCGCCUCCGUCAAAUGGGUUUGCGCGUUCUUGUGGGUGCUCGCUACAGUCGCCACCGCGCCAACUUCUAUUUUCUCCACGGUCACCAAUGUGGUCGGAGAGAAGCUCUGUUUGCUGAAGUUUCCUGCGGGACAAUACUGGCUAGCUUUUUAUCACUUGCAAAAAAUCAUGGUCGCUUUUGUUCUGCCCAUGUCGAUCCUUUCCAUAUCCUAUUUGUUGCUUCUGAAAUUUGUGAGAAAGCGCAAUAUGAAAAACAUUCACUCCUGGCGCAGGAUCCAGGUCACCAAAUCCAUCACAGUGGUCAUUCUCUCGUUCUUCCUUUGCUGGAUGCCGAACCACGCUAUUACAUUUUGGGGUGUUCUGGUCAAGUUGAACGCGAUUCGAUGGGAUGAGGCUUAUUAUGUUGUCCAUACUUAUGUGUUUCCCGUCACUGUAUGCUUGGCUCAUACUAACAGCUGCUUAAAUCCUUUUAUAUAUUGUCUUACGAGAAGGGCAUUGAGGAAGAAACUGAAAAAUUGUUUGUCCAGUUUUGCACCAUGGUUAUUAAAGAGCUCUUUCCAGAAGUCCAACAGGCGUGCAUAAAUGGCACAACUGCAUGUAUAUACGUAAUUAUCACACGACAAUGCAUUGUUUUUUAUUUGCAGUAUUAAAUUGUGUACGCAUAUGUCGUCGGGUGC